AUGUCCUUCCAGCUGAUCCAGGUGUUAGAUUUGGAGAAAGCCUUUGAUCCAGAAACGAAGACACAGUUUCUCGCAGAGCUUCGCAACUCGCUUAUCAAUGUAGGUUUCCUACUCCUAGUGAACUAUGAAAAGUACGGUCCUUCCAGACAAGACUUCUUGGAUAUCAAGGAGCAGCUGAUUAAGUUUUUCGAACUUCCAGAUGCCGUGAAGCAAAAGUGUGAGAUGAUCAAUUCUCCACAUUUCUUGGGCUACACCAGACUUGCAAACGAGAUCACUGCUUCCCACACCGACUGGCGUGAGCAGAUUGAUCUAGCCACCGAGUUGCCUCCUCCAAAGGAAGGUGACCCCAUUUACAAGAACAUUGAAGGCCCUAAUUUAUGGCCCGACGAAGAACAUAUCCCAGGCUUCAGGGCAGUCAUCACCAGCUACAUCGAGAAGAUGACUCGUCUAAGUAACACGUUCCGAAGGCUAGCAUGUGAGGCCAUUGGCAUUCCUCCAGAUGCUUUAGACGGGUACUUUAAAGAAAACCAACAAUGCAAGAUGAAACUCAUUGCGUACCCAGACUCAGCACAGCUCCAGGGAGCCAAAUCCCAAGCUUUGGAUGAUUUACCUGAAACAGGACAAGGAGUAGGACCACACCGUGACUCAGAUCUCCUCACGUACAUCUAUCAAGCAACAGAACACCACCGUAGUUCUUUGCAAGUGCAGAAUUUCCAGGGCAAAUGGAUUACAGUUGAUAAUAUACCACACAGUCUUGUUGUGAAUGCUGGACAAACACUCGAGGCUAUCACCAACGGGGUCUGUAAAGCCACCAUUCACCGUGUCUUGAACCCAGAAGCAGGACUGGGAACCCGUAUAUCAGUGCCAUUCUUCCAGACGAUCGAUCUUGACUCGAGAAAGCUGGCCGUAUCUAAUAUUCCCAAAGACGUUCUUCAGCUUCGAGAUGAUAGAGAUAAGGCGAUAGAAGGAUGGGGAGUCGAUGUGGGGUUCCAGUUUACCCCAGACCUCUCCCAGCAUGCUGUAGGACAUGCCGUUUUUCGCAACCGUAUUAAGUCGCAUCAGGACGUGGCUGCAAGAUGGUACCCUUCGAUUCUCGAGGAAGUCAAGGGGCUCUAUUCACAUUGA
Candidozyma haemuli is the source of this 1125-nucleotide messenger RNA. RefSeq lists its product as uncharacterized. NCBI's taxonomy places the organism in Eukaryota, Fungi, Ascomycota, Pichiomycetes, Serinales, Metschnikowiaceae. The coding region runs from base 1 to 1125 and encodes 374 amino acids. The transcript has a single exon. The record is from RefSeq and is a predicted model, not a curated record.